UAAUUUUACAAAUUUAAUUAUCAUGGGAAAAGGUAAACAGGCUCAAAGAACAAAAAACAAUGCUAGACCAUCCAACAGUAGUCGUAGUGCUGAGUUUUUAGGAUCGACAGGACAGAAUUUAAUGGGAUUUUCCUCUCUUAAAGAUUCUGGUUUUUCGUCCUCUAGCAUUUUAAAAGAUGGAGGAGGAUAUCAAUCAUUACUUCCUGCUCUCAGUAUUAGCACAAUAAGCGAUGUGGAUAUGAAAAACAUUGAUCCGCAAUAUUAUCUGGUGUUGAAAAAAAUGAAUAAAAAAGAUUCGACAACAAAAUGUAAAGCAUUACAGGAAUUUAUGGAACUUUGCCGUGAUUCAGAACAAUCAUCAUUUGAGAAUUUUCUUCCCUUUUGGUCUCGACUUUAUGGACAAUUGGCAAACGACAUCGAACACAAAGUAAGAGAAAUCACUCAAUUAGCACACGCAAAAGUUGUAAAACGAGCAGGUAAAAAUAUCGCAAUUCAUUUGAAACAACUCGCGGGACCAUGGUUCACAUCACAAUACGAUACUUAUCCUCCAGCAGCGUCAGCAGCUCUUAAUUCAUUCAAUGAAACUUUUCCACCCAAUAAAAUUAUUAAUGCAAUUAUUCACUGUCAGGAGGAGAUUUUAAAAUAUAUUUUUGAAACAAUAUCAAAUCAAUCACAAUUACAAUCCAAGAAAUUGUCAUUAACCGCCGAGGAACUCGAGGCAAAACAUCAGAGAUUAUUAAUUUCAUGUUUACAGGCUUACAGUUUUUAUCUUAAAACUGUUCCAUCAUCGGAAAUUGAAAAAACUAUAGAAAUUCAUCGUAUGAUAUUUGGAAAAAAUAGUAAAAUUUGGAAAUUAGGAAGUCAUGAAAAUAUUGCAAUUAAAACAUCAUUUUUCAAUGUAAUUUCAUCGGUUAUUGAGAAUGCAAUAGAAUUAAUUGAUAAUGAAAAAAAGAGAGUAAUGACAUCAAUAAUAAAUAGUCUCGAUGAAAAUGAUCCAGGACUUUUAUCAGCAAUUUGGGAGGCAAUGUUAAUUGUAAUUACAAAAUUAGAAAAUUGGUUUCAAUUUAUUAGUAUUGAGAAAUUUCUUCUUCCAAAAUUGUGGCGUAUUUUAAAAAAUGGAACUCAAUAUUGUCCAACAAUAAUGUAUCCACAUUUAUUACCAUUUCUUGGACAAUUUUCAAAAUUUAAUCUCAAUUCAAAGGAAUUGUUUCACAAUUUUUUUGCUAAUUUACGCGAGGGUUUUAUUACAAAAACAGGAAAAUUGACAUAUUCCGAAACAGCAGCAAUUUUAACUUCUUUCGCUGAAUGUUUACGAUAUGCCGUUCUUAUUAAUUCCAAUGAUCAAGAACUUUGUCUACAUCUUUUACGUGAACAUCUCAUACCAAUGAUUGAAUUUUCCUUAUUGGAAAAUAUUCCCUAUAGUAAAAUUUUAUAUUUUGAAAUUGCACAAUUAAUUCGUUACUGGACAAAAUUAUCUGUUGAAUGCGCGACUUAUUCUCAUCUUGUCGAUCAAUUUUGGUUAGAGCUUAAUGUGACUUUUGAAAAACUUUCAAUUCAGAGCGAUGAAAGUUUCGAUGAGGGAAAAUCGUCUUCUAUUUUCAAUUCACAAAUUGAUUUUCUUCUUGCUUUGAAAAAUUGUAAAGAGCCAAAACCAAGUAGAAAAGUGAAAUUUUCAGAUGAUGGUAAUAUGGAAAAUGAGACAAUAACGAAAACUACAAUUCGAGAGGACGAUAAACAAUUUUUAAUUAAAUUUGAAAAUUUCAUUCACUCUCUUUCUAUAAUUCAAUUUAAUAAAGUAAAUUCAAAUUCAUCGAAAAAUAUUCAUCGAUUUGUGAAAUUUGUCUCAAAUUUCGAGAGUAAGGAACUAUUUACAGCACUUUCAAAAUCAAUUAAUGACAACGAUGAUUUAUUAUCAUUUUAUGAAAUUCUAAAAACUUGGUUCAAUGGAAAAACAGAAGAGAUUCAAGCUUCCGUACAAUUGGUUUUCAUUCUUCUUAAAUACAUGGAAGAAAAAGAUCAAGAACAAGUGUUAAAUUCUUUAUUAGAAUUGAAUAACAAUCAAGUUUUGAAAAAUGCCGUUCUAAGCGCUUUAUCGAAACAAAAUAGAAAUAAUAGAGCAAUAAAAUUAUGGUGCGCAAAUUUUGAUAUUGGAUUAAUUCUCAAAGAUGUUGCCGAAUCAAUUUUAAAUUUAAAAUCCAAUGAAAUUGAAACAAAUAAAAAAAUGAUUCUUUUAGCAUUUGAAACAACUGACGAUGGUAUUCCUCUUAUUUCCAGUGAAUCAAUCAACACUCUUGUAUCAACUUUACUCUCAUCUUUAGAUAAAUCCGAAACAAAUUCAAAAUCUCUACGUAAAUUAAUUUCACAAAUUCUUGAACUUACGUGUGCUUAUAAAAAUAUCUCAGAUCAAUCAUUAAUUUCAGCAAUUUGUUUAAUGUUGGAAAAACUUUUUGAACUUAAUAUCAAUAUUGAUAUGAAAGAAGAAUCUUGUCAUUUUAUAUGGAAACAAAAUAUUUCCCAAGUAUAUCAUCUUAUUCCAAAAUCGAAUUUUAUUAAUCUUGUAAAAAAUUUGGGAACUAUUUUAUGGAAGAAGAUUUUUUCUGAUUUAGAUAAUAAUUCUAUUGUUGAAAUUGCAUCUGAUUUUUGUGAAUCAAUAAUUGAAAAUAGUGAAUAUUGUAAAACGGAGAAUAAUAAAGAAAUAAUUAAACUCUUUUUAACGGAAUUGGAUUUAAAAAAUUGGAUCACAAAUUUUUCUGGUAUAGCUCUAUAUGCGGAAAUUGUCACCGGAAAUCUUUAUAAACAAUUAAAAAAUGAAAAUGAAGAAAUUCGAGUUUGGAAUGAUUUUAUAAAUUUUGAAUUAAAACCAACAUUUAUUGAUUAUUCAGUGAAUUCAUUGAAAUGGGCUCUAUUUAUAACAAAAGUGUUAAAUAAAUUACUUUUACGAAUAAAUCAAGAUUCGAAUUCAAAAUCUCUUGAAAAUGUUAUAUUCUCGAAUCUUUUGGAAAUGUUUAUCAAUGUUCUUUAUAUUUUUACACUUGGUAAAAUUUAUUGUAAAUAUUAUAAAACUGCAAAAGAUUAUACUAAAGUAAAUUAUCUUUUGGAUGAAAUUUCAAGGGAAUUUGUUACACUUAAAGAAUUUCUUACAUCUGUAAUUCUUGAGGAGAUUGGAGAAUUUUUUGCCAAUAAUGUUAAUGAUAAAAUUCUUCCUCAUUUAUUGGAUGUUUAUCACAUGGAAUUCGAACCCGAUGUAACACCUUCAAUGUAUUUUAAAAAUUAUGAAAAAAUCCUCUCUGAAAUGCAAUCCGAAAAUUAUAAACGAAUUUCUCUAAUUCGUGGUAUACAAGUUUUGCCACAAUAUUUCGAUGAUGAGAAAAUUUUUGAUUCGUUAACUAAUUGUUCUUCAGAAGAAAAGCUUAUUAUUGCAAGAAGUAAAAUUACAAAUCGAGGGAAAUUAAUUGAAAUAUUAAAUCAGGUGACAAAGGAAAUAAAUCCUUGCUCUUCUUUGUAUGAUAAAGUAAUAAUGGAUUUUAAUUCCGACGUUUCACUUACUUUAGAAAUUGUAAAUAGUUUCACAAAAUUAAUAACAAUUGAUCCAACAAGACUGACAACUGAUCAUUGGGAUUUAAUUAUGACUUCAAUGGUGGAACUUGAGGUAUCGAUUCUUCAGACAAUAAUUUUUUGUGAUAAAUAUAAAUUUUAUCCACUUUAUGUUUCGGCACUCGUAAUUGCCAUCAGUGAACUUUAUUUAUCGGUUCAAAUUAUUAUGAAUAGUCAUGAGAAAAAUCCAAUUUCUGAAUUACCACCUGAAUUACUUGACGAAUGGAAGAAUGUCUUUUUAAUUCACGCUCAAGCUGGAAUUGCUCGUAUUUGGAUUAAAAUCACAGAAGAUAAAAAAUCAUCAGAAGAAAUUCAAGAUACAUCAAAUUUAGUUGUUUUCAAUUCCGUGGGCAAUGCAAUGAGACAUUUGAAUGGGAAAAUAUUUUGCGAGAAACAAGAGGAUGAAUCGAGAUUAAAAACAUUGACAAUUGACGAAGUUAUUGAAUCAUCAUUAAAUUUAUUAACAUCCACGAAUCCAAAUCUACAACUUGGAGCAUAUUAUAUGUUGAGACAUAUAGUACCAGAUUUAGUCGAAUGUGAUAAAAUUUCAAUUCUCGAUGAUAAUUUUGAUUCAAAAUCAUUGAAUUUGGUAAAAUUCAUUGAUAUUCUCACUAAUAUUCAAAAUAUUGUCAAAACAAUGUUAAUGGAUUUUAAACUUUGCGAUAUUAUAAGUUGUACUAUUCAACCUUACACUGAUUCCUAUACCUAUACAUUGGGUUAUCUUUUAACUUGGAGUGUUCUUUUGGAAAUUUGCUCCGAGGCACAUGGGGAUUUACGUUAUCAAUAUGCGGAAAUUCUUAAGGAUAAAUAUUUUUCUCAUCUCAUGGAGAGUAUCUUUAAAUUGAUGCCCGUUGAACUUUUACAAGACUCAAAGGUAAAAUCGUCAAAAUUAUUUGAAAUAUUCACUACGAGGCCGUGUUUAGAAUUUUCCGAAAGUUGGACUGAAUGGAGAUUGGAUCAUAUUGCAUGUUGGUUGUAUACAAAUUGUUUACGUUGUCUACCAGUUUUGGUGAGACAAUGGUGGAAUACAACAGACAGUCGUGUGAGUACUGCAAUUGAUAAAAUAACAUCAAUUUAUGUGAGUCCAAUGUUAUGUCAAGAGGAAUUACAAAGUAAUAAAUUUAUUAAUAUUGAAAAUAUGCAAGUUAAAGUAUUGCCAACAGCACGCGAAGUUAUUGCACUUUAUCAAAUGGAUGAAACAAAAUUAGAAUUGAGUAUUGUAUUGCCAAUGAAUCAUCCACUUGGUUCAGUGACAAUAACACCAUGUCAAUAUGUUGGUGGUACGGCAAAUUGGAGAAAUUGUCAUAUGCAAUUGUCAAUUCUUCUCACACAUCAAAAUGGCAGUCUUUGGGAUGGAUUGAUGCUGUGGAAAACGAAUCUUGAUAAAAGAUUUGCUGGUAUUGAAGAAUGUUGCAUUUGUUUCAGUGUUUUUCACAUUAGCACUUAUCAAAUACCAAAGUCAUCUUGUCACACAUGUAGAAAGAAAUUUCACACAAAUUGUUUGUAUAAAUGGUUUAAUACGAGUCAAAAAUCAUCGUGUCCUAUUUGCAGAAAUGUGUUUUAAAAUUUUUCUUUUUGCAAAUAUUGUAAAAUAAUUUUCACUUGUAUAGAUCCCUUUUUUUUUGCAGUAAAUAUUUAAAAAGGUCUUUAAUUGUGUACAGAUUCUAUAAAAGUUUUGUAACUUGAAUUUUGUAUUAGAAUUAGUUACUGAAAUAAAUUCUGUUGAGAAAAAACAAAAGAGUAAUUUUUCCAAUUCAUAUUAAACAAUGAUUAUAAAAUUUAUUCAUUUUUUUGUUUUAGUACAAUUCCAAAGGACUUAAGCCGUAUUUAUUUGUGAGCGAAUUUAAAUAAUGCAACUUUUUAUUUUUAAACAUUGUGUUUUUUCUUUCGCUAAAUUUAAUUAACAUUAGCAAAUAAUAGUUGAAAAUAUUUUAAUUUCUUGACAAUUAUUAAGAUUAUCUUAAAUCUACAAUGUGCUUAACAAAGUGAUGAUAAAAGUUCUUUUUUAAAAACAAAAAAAAAAAAAAAAAAAAACACGCGAGUUUUUAAGAUUUGCUGAUGUCCAAAAAAUUUAAUAAAUAAAUGCUGAAAAUGGGAAGUUAAUGAACAUUAUUAUCA
Leptopilina boulardi is the source of this 5712-nucleotide messenger RNA. It is a transcript of the gene Ltn1, whose product is annotated as E3 ubiquitin-protein ligase listerin. Gene Ontology annotation, biological process: ribosome-associated ubiquitin-dependent protein catabolic process; rescue of stalled cytosolic ribosome. Gene Ontology annotation, molecular function: ubiquitin protein ligase activity; ribosomal large subunit binding. The coding region runs from base 23 to 5158 and encodes 1711 amino acids. Gene Ontology annotation, cellular component: RQC complex; cytosol. NCBI's taxonomy places the organism in Eukaryota, Metazoa, Arthropoda, Insecta, Hymenoptera, Figitidae. The record is from RefSeq and is a predicted model, not a curated record. The transcript is spliced from 2 exons.